Molecule: messenger RNA, 1200 nt
Organism: Pyricularia oryzae 70-15
Lineage: Eukaryota; Fungi; Ascomycota; Sordariomycetes; Magnaporthales; Pyriculariaceae
Exons: 2
Coding region: 1-1200 (399 amino acids)
Source: RefSeq, a predicted model, not a curated record
AUGAUAGGCUUGGUCAUCUUCCUCGCCAUCUUCCUGCCUGUCUUGCUGACCAGCAUGAAAAGCUUCCUCGUCAUCAUCCCCGCCAUCAUCCAAAGGCUGAUGAACGAGGCGAGCCUCCCCAUCAACGGCGGCACGCUGGCGCUCCACUCGCCCGACGAGCUCAAGGUCAGCAUCAAAACCACGGUGGCCAUGCCGGCGGGGAUCGUGGCGUCGCUGGACCCCAUCACGCUGCAGCUGUACAACUCCAACACGACGGCCUUUUCGCCCUUUAUGGCCGUCGACCUGCCCAAGCAGCACCUGGACGGGCCCACCGACAUUGACGCGCCCGAGAGCAUCGUGCGCAUCUCCAACAAGACGGAGCUGACCAGCUGGCUGCGCUACGUAGUGCGCGACCCCACCGUCGACCUCUCGCUGCGCGGCGACUCGCACAUCAACCUGGGCGCCAUCCGGUCGGCGGUGCACCUGGAAAAGACGACGCCGGUCCGCGCGCUCAACCACCUCCGCGGCUUCGGCGUGCCCAGCAUCCGGCUCGUGGUCCCGCCCGAGCCCGACGGCGCCAACGUGCGGGGCCAGCUGCUGUUCCCGAACCACACGCCGCUGCACCUGGGGCUGGGCAACCUGACCUUCAACAUGUGGUCGGGCCCCGUGCGGCUGGGCACCGUCGACGUGCACGACGUGCUGGCGGCGCCCGGCGACAACCUGUUUGACUUUCGCGGCGUGCUGCUGCUGCGCGACCUGCUGCCCAACCUGGGCGCCAUCCUGGCCUCGCAGGCGUCCGCGCUCGGCCGCGGCAGCAUCGUGCUGGGCGUGUCGGGCAACUCGACCGUGGUCAACGGCCGGCACGUCGCCUUCUUCGAGGAGGUGCUCAACGGCGAGCGCUUCGAGACGGAGCUGUCGGUCGUGUCGGUGGCCAUGCAGGUCCUGGGCGGCCUGAUCGACCCGGCCGCCAGCAACGGCACGUCGGCCCUCCUCGACACCGUCUCCGCCGUGCUCGGCAACAAGACCCUCAUCGACGGCAUCGUCGACAAGCUCAACGCCUCCCGCGUCGUCGACCGCCUCAAUUCGACCGCCGACCCCGUCGCCAUCCCCGGCAACCUGCUGAAGCGCGUGCAGCGCGAGCUGACCCGGACGGCGCUCAAGUCGGUGGUGAGGGAGUUGAGGGGCGGGAGGAGCAAGCCGCUGUGGAGCCCGACGCGAUAG